AUGACAUUUUCUACCAAAUCACUGGCUGGCUCGGGCUAUGUCAUCCUCAAUGUGCUCAAAGGUAUGAACAUAACUGGAUUGCUCGCCAUCAUCGCUGCAAGCGUUUUCAUGCUCAUCAAGACAACAACUGAUUCAAGCUUCUUCUUCUUCGAUGCCGUCACCCAUGUCGUGGUCGCAUCGGUGGCCAUAUUCCUGAUCGUGUCAGAAAUUGGCAUUUUCAGUGGCUACUUCGCUCGCAACUGGCCUUUGCUCAGCCUGGAACAUGGGUUCGUGGGCCUUGCUUCAGCCAUGGUUGUCCUCGCCAUGCACGUUCUGGCAUGUCUCAACAAGCCCAGCAACAGCAAAGAGCAUCUAGGUAUGGCCUUCUGGCGGGUUGUCAUCAUGGCUGGUAUCCUGAACCUCAUCCUUGGAGUGUUUAACCUCAUCGCAAGCUUCGCAUUCCGCAACAGUACUCUAGGUAUCACAGCGCGCCAAGUUCGUGCUCGAGGAGCUGAAGCAGCAGAUCUGGCCGCAAUUCAACGAACUGCGAGCACAGCCAAAUCUAUGUCGUCUCGAAUCACAGCCGACAGCUCGCUGAAACAGUUCCGCACCAGCACAAAGGAAGAAUACACCUUACCUUCGUACCAUAGUCCCUCGCCCGAGCCUCAACAGCAGCGAACACCCGUCUCACCUUCUUUGUACUCUCGGGCGACCUGGUGUAGUAAGAAGAAGUUCUUCGGCCGCAGAAAGGAAAGCGUCGGGCCUCCGCUCCCAGUCAACAUCUCAGCACCCUAUGACUUCGAGUCGCAAUUCCCACCAACCAUUGCGAGACCCGACUCGACUCUGCAUCCCAGUCGUGACACCGAGAGCGAGACUCACAGAUGGAGAGCAGAUCGUUAG
Messenger RNA from Aureobasidium subglaciale EXF-2481, 879 nucleotides. RefSeq lists its product as uncharacterized. The transcript is spliced from 3 exons. The coding region runs from base 1 to 879 and encodes 292 amino acids. Lineage: Eukaryota; Fungi; Ascomycota; Dothideomycetes; Dothideales; Saccotheciaceae. The record is from RefSeq and is a predicted model, not a curated record.